Messenger RNA from Trypanosoma rangeli, 813 nucleotides. RefSeq names its product putative dynein heavy chain. The transcript has a single exon. The record is from RefSeq and is a predicted model, not a curated record. Lineage: Eukaryota; Euglenozoa; Kinetoplastea; Trypanosomatida; Trypanosomatidae. Bases 1 to 813 code for a protein of 270 amino acids.
AUGACCGAAGUGCACAACGAGGAGACGCUGGUAUCAAGCUACCCAGUCUCACCAAGGCCUUGGCGGCAGCCCAUGUCGUCGCUCUCAACCAACCAGCGGUCGUACUCACAAAUGAGCUCGAAGGGAAUUUUUGGCGAUGAGUCUCCGCUGCUGCUUUCGCCGCUUCCAAAGUACCCCAACCGCCGACGGAGUAUCACGUUUGUCGACGAGACGGAGGCAACAGUCCGGGAGGAGCGACCACACUACACUGUGUUUGAGGUCACCAACACACCAGGUGGAACUCUGUCGGAAAGUCCUUCCAGACGGGCCAUUCUAAAACCGGCAUCAAGAGCCAUGAGCAGCACAGAUGGGACGACUGCCGGUAACGAGGGCAAGCGUCAUGACACCACAGCGCAUGCACCGGUAGUGUCCGCGAGAUCCCCGAUGCCAAAGCGAGCACGCUCCAAUAGCCGACAGCGUCGGAACGCACGUCGACGGCAGGCUGAGUUGCAGCAUGGGUUUUAUGAUGAUAGUUUUGUAGAGGAGUACGUUCUCAAGGCGAAGAAGGAGAUUGAGGGGGAAGAAGAGAAACGGGUGGAGGAAAAGUUGCGGCAGCAGGAAAAGGAGCGCGCGGAGGCCGAAAUGAAGGCAGCUCAAGCAACUGUCAAGGAUCAACGCGUUGCAACAGGCCAAAGAAUAUCUUCUUGCUACGGCGAAUGCGCGGUGUCUCUCGCCGGUGUGCGCAAGUACGGAACGUGGGGAAAGUGGUGCUGCCUCGCGACCGCGCCUUCAUUCCUCAAAGCGGGAGCUCGAUCUUAUUCAACAAACGGAUGA